This is a messenger RNA of Sipha flava (yellow sugarcane aphid), 900 nucleotides long. RefSeq lists its product as uncharacterized. NCBI's taxonomy places the organism in Eukaryota, Metazoa, Arthropoda, Insecta, Hemiptera, Aphididae. The transcript has 5 exons. Gene Ontology annotation, biological process: sensory perception of taste. The coding region runs from base 149 to 475 and encodes 108 amino acids. The record is from RefSeq and is a predicted model, not a curated record. Gene Ontology annotation, cellular component: membrane.
UAGACCUUCAAUUCGUGUGGUGCUGUUGGAGCCUUAAAGACAGAUUUUUAAAACUAAACGACAGUUUGCAGAAAAUCGUUUCUUCCGAGAUACCGACCGCAGCGAAAGCAGCUUGGAGAAAAACCGUGGCUACUAGAAAUAACUAUAGAUGACCCAAGGGACUCCACUGCUCUUGGUUAUUGUUCAUUUGUUGUGGGUAAUAAACUGUGCCGGUAGAAUAACUCUCGUGUGUUUCGCGGCUUCAUCCGUCGUCGAGCAGGACGACCGUUUGCACACCUUAGCUCAGAUCACGAAAGAAGCGUUGGAUAAGAAGAGUAACUGUUCUGAAAUGAAACAAUUCUUGCAGCGUUUGACGUAUUGUAAAGUGAAAUUCGAAGUUUGUGGUAUGGUGACGGUAGAUAAAACACUUUUAUCAUCGGCCGUAAUCAUCGUCAUUUCGUACUUGGUAAUAGUCUUGCAAUACAACUACAGCUAAAUCACAGUGAACUAGUCAACAGUAAACAUGUACCGGUUCAAUUCUCACGUAUAUUUACGUUUAUUCAAAUUCAUUGUUGGUCGUCAUUAUCAUACAUACACACACACACAUACACACACGGUUUUAUUAACUUUUCGUUCGUUAUUGUUGUUACUCGUAUGGGCAUUACUAUUUGAACGGUUAGGUUGUUCACAACAUAUUUUUCGUGAAUUGUAUGUGGAUUUUUUUUUUCAUUUUUUUCUAUUGUGACUCUCAAAUAAAAAUUAUUUUAAGUAUUUUACAAAAAACGUUCUUACAUAUCACCUACAUGAUGCAUGUUAAGAGAACUUUAAUUUUUCAUCGUGACACACUGACCCGAUACUAACCGCUAUUUAACUGUUUUUAGACACUACAAUAUAAUUCAUUUAAAAAUUUUAAUAUUAUAA